Messenger RNA from Platichthys flesus (European flounder), 2771 nucleotides. It is a transcript of the gene ncoa5, whose product is annotated as nuclear receptor coactivator 5. Gene Ontology annotation, biological process: regulation of signal transduction. The record is from RefSeq and is a predicted model, not a curated record. Gene Ontology annotation, molecular function: RNA binding. NCBI's taxonomy places the organism in Eukaryota, Metazoa, Chordata, Actinopteri, Pleuronectiformes, Pleuronectidae. Bases 325 to 2361 code for a protein of 678 amino acids. The transcript is spliced from 12 exons. Gene Ontology annotation, cellular component: nucleoplasm.
GCUGUGGCCAAAGCGGAGGAAGCGGAAGUGAGCUUCUGUUGCGCUGAAUCAAACCCAAGAAGAAGAAGAAGUAGCUUUGUGAGGAGACCGCGAUACAAACCCUCCGUGUGUCCGCGGCCAUUAGCUUCUGGGAGCGGAGAGAAAAGACCCGUCAGAACGCACCUGGGGGGUGUUAAAUCAUGUGGACACAGACUCCAGCGUAUCCAGUGUCAAGUUAAGGAUCUUGGAUGUAGAUUUUGAGAAGCUUAUUAGCGACCGAACCAAACAUUUUCAAGCAUUUGAGACAAACGAAGAAAGAACCCAGUUGAACCUCAGGAUCAAGUCAUGUCUCGCCGAAGAAGCCGCAGCCCGUCGCCGGGGAACUUUUCCCGCUCCUGCAGCAGUACCGAUCCUCGGGAUUUGGAGAGAAGGAUUUUCGUGGGGAAUUUGCCGACCAACGACAUGGAAAAGAAGGAUUUAGGAGAACUGUUCAGCCCAUACGGGAAAGUUAUCGGCGUGUCCAUGUUUCGUGGGUUUGGAUUUGUUCAAUUUGAACACGUUGAGGAAGCGGAAGCUGCAAAGGCGGCCAAAAAGGGUCGAAUAUAUAAAGGUUAUAAAAUAGAUGUAAAUAUGGCAGUGGAGCGACGGCAAGCUAAACCUCAAAUCCAGCAGAGCCCUCCUCGAAGGGCCCCAUACAGCAGCUACGGGGACAGCAAAGAGCCACGGCCUCGGUCCCGCUCACCUGUUUAUGGGCGUGACGGACGUGAUGGACGUGAGAGCCGCGAUGGGAGGGAUUCAGCUCGGGAGGCCAGGCCGGCCGGUCACUCUCGUGACCACGAUUACCGCUACCGUAGCUCAGAGAGCAGAGACAAGGACCCCAGAGGGGACCCCAGAGCUGACCUGAGAGCUGAUCCAAGGGGGGACCCUAGAGGUGAUCCCAGAGCUGACCUGAGAGCUGACCCAAGGGGGGACCCUAGAGGCGAUCCCAGGGCAGACCCCAGAGCUGACUUGAGAGGGGACCCCAGAGCGGACCCACGGGAUCCUGCAUUCAGCAGAGAGGACCUGGACAGGUUCUACCGCAGCGGCAGCGGAGCAGAGGAGUAUUACCGCAGGAAGGAUGAAGCCUACAGGGACCCGUACAGAGACCCCUGGAAUGGACGGCGUGAGCCAGAGGCGGAGGACCGAGCUCGACCGGAGGAGCGUCGGCGUAACGAGCUCUACCGUCAGUACUAUGAGGAGCUGCAGAGGCGCUACGACACGGACCGGCCCGUCGACUGCUCUGUGAUCGUCGUCAACAAGGCUCAGAAUAGGGAGUAUGCUGAAACGGUCGGGCGGAAGGUCCGUGAUCUGGGCAUGGUGGUGGACCUGAUCUUCCUCAACACGGAGGUCUCUCUGACUCAGGCUCUGGAGGACGUGGGCCGAGCCCGCACCCCCUUCGCCAUCAUCAUCACCCAGCAGCACCAGGUGCACCGCUCCUGCACCGUCAACAUCCUGUUUGGCACGCCACAAGAACAUCGGAACAUGCCGAUGCAGGACGCCAUGAUGCUCGUCGCCCACAACUACGAUUCUUACAAAGUGGAAAACCGCGAAAAGGAGCGAGAGGAGAUCGCCAGGAAGGCCGCCAAGAUGGCCGACGAUGUAUUACUCAGGGAGCCCGACAGAGAGAGCCACCCCGUCUCUGUGCUCACUGCCAUCACACUGCUGUCUGAAAACAGAUUUGUAACCCCCGAGGAACUGGACAGUCUCAUCGCGUACCUGAAGGACAAACGAGUCCGUCUGGUGCGAAGCUCUACGGACCCGCUUUCAGCUCCAGUCCACGCUGCAGCUCCAGCAGAUGUCCCGUCCUCGGCCGCAGGACUUUCUUCUUCCUCCCAUUCUGCUCUCGCGCCCCAGCAGACGAGCCAGUUCGCUUUAUCUGCGGCUCCCAGCGCCCCGACUAACUCCAGCCACCAGCAGGAGUUGCAGGCCAAGAUCCUCAGCCUGUUCACCAGCGGCACCGGCUCAUCAGUCGGUUCUGGAGGCCUUCCCUCCUCCGGCUCCCAGUCACAGGCCUACGGCUCCCUGGGCCUGCCCCCCUCCCAGGGCCUGCCCCGCCCCGCCAUGUCCGCCCCUCCUGCAGCUGUAUCCCAGGGCUAUGGCGCCCCACAGGGCCGGAUGCCGGUCGCACCAAUGGGUCAAAGGCCCCCCAGCUCGACUUCAGGUAUCAAUUUUGACAACCCGAGUGUCCAGAAAGCUCUGGACACACUGAUCCAGAGCGGGCCGUCUCUGAACCACCUGGUGGGCUCCGGGGCCUCUCAGCAGCAGCAGCAGCAGCAGCAGGUCCGACCGGCACAGAGCAUGGGCCAGGCCCCCCCCAUGUCCAUGUAUCCACGACACUACUGAUAGGCUGCGGCAGGUGAAUCCUAUCUCCCAACGCGAGGCCCACUCUUCCCCUGUGUACGUGUAGACACCACAUCGAUCCCUGAAGUGAAUUUACCAGCUGUGUAUAGGUAGACUGUCGGAAUGUUUUUGUAAACUGCUUUUUAAUUUUUGUUUUUUUUAAUUAUUAUUAAUCUCUUUAUUCUUGGCAGUGUUCUCACUUGGUAAAAUUUGAUUAUUUGUCAAAUUUUUGUUUUCAAUUAUUAUUAACCAGGAGAGGAUUGACUCUUCUAACGUGUGGUUUAAACAAUGAAGAUAUGUUGCAUGUGUAAAGUACAUCUUGGCCCUCGAUGGACACUUGUGUUGUUUUCCAACCAUGACCUCUUGUGUGUUUUAUAGUUUUGCAGACGUGAUUAAAAACUCGAGACACAGUC